AUGCAAGGAGGACCACGGCAGUUGUGGUCAGCCAGGCAAGCCUUUCUGUGUGACGCUUUGCCAGCUUUUGGAUGUGUAAAUGGUGAGCGUACCGUGCCUUACGAUACUCACCUCUCACACCUCCAACCUAAUCAGUGGUGUCACAUACCUAUGGGUUUCGAAGGUUACCUUGCCGGCGUCAGUCCCGCUCGUCACGGUCACUACCUCGCCAGUAUCUUGGAUUAUUACACGAAAGCCUCGAAUAGUUAUGCUAGCUUAUAUAAUUUCGUAUGUAGUGUGACGUGUCUGAGUUUACGCACUCCCCGUAACGUGGGCGACAUGUUCAUGUUCUUCUACGGACUUAUAUCGGCGUAUAAUAACAAGAAUGUUGUUGAGAGCACUGUACAAAAUGAAAUUAAAACCUCAAUUAGUGACAAGUUGUGGUAUUUCAGUGACGACAAUGGCGAAGAUAUCCUUCAGCAUGUCGAUGCGUUAAAUGGUAAUGGGAUGAUUAAUACUCACAGAAGAGCCGAUAGCCACCCCGCCGACCUAAAAAGUUUGCAAGGGUGUAGUCAACCCAGCAUUUCCUGUGGUCCAUACUUUUUUCCUCUAUCCUGGGGUAUUUACAGCACUUUGGCAACUAAAAGCGCAGACACGUAUUUGCCGUGGAUAUUAUACUUGGCUGAAGAAUUUAAAGAAGGUUUAAGAGCAUUACUUAAUGAAUUUGAGAACAUCGAAUGUAAGAAGCAUAGAAAGUCUCAAAAGACCAUUUGCAAUGCCAAAUGCCACAAGCAGAAAACGUGUUCUUGUGGAUCCGUCGUCGAGUGUGCUGAUGUGCUUCCCGUGUUCUACCGCUUUGGUUUUUCGUACACUAAUCAAGCGACAUUAAAUGGAAUUGAACCUAAUAAGCGUACGCCAGAUGAGAGAUAUAAACGUAAAUGCGACGCAUUCUACACGCAGCUCGAAAAAGUAAUCGCUUAUGAUCCAUUCACCCAGCUUAUCGCCGCCAUCAACAGAUUCCUUUACAAUAUCCGUUACCCUUUCAUAUUAUAUGUUACCGCAUUUUGGCUAGGGGUAAUGGUUUAUAUCUCAUAUGGCACAAUUUUACCUCUCGAUGUAAUACACAUCCGUUCGCACUGGAGGUCGGCCUCAUCACACGAUGUACACACUUUCACAUUUUUCACACGAAAGACUAUGCCGCCUAGCGAUGUAGCGUAUUUUAAACCGUAA
This is a messenger RNA of Babesia sp. Xinjiang, 1209 nucleotides long. RefSeq lists its product as uncharacterized. NCBI's taxonomy places the organism in Eukaryota, Apicomplexa, Aconoidasida, Piroplasmida, Babesiidae. The coding region runs from base 1 to 1209 and encodes 402 amino acids. The record is from RefSeq and is a predicted model, not a curated record. The transcript has a single exon.